AUGGGUGUGUCGCACACGCUGAAGCUUAAUCAGGUGAAGUGUACCUGGUUCCUAGUGGCAGGGCGGCUGAGCCAGAGGCCGAGGGAGAUGCAGAGAGGCACGCAGGCAGCUUGGAGUCCCAGGAGCCCCUGGCCAGGAGCAGCAGUUCAAACAGUAACGAAGAUCUAACCCCAGGCAACAAAGUUCUGGGACCUCUUCUGCUGAGCUGACACGCUCUCCGCCUCUGCCCACGUCCCCGCAGAUCCGGGAUCCUGCAACAAGAUCCAGUGAGGAACAAGAAUUGGGCGCUGGGGGAAUCUGGUCAUGGAGGCUCGCAGCUAGAGCCAGGGGCAGUGCUGGCGGCGUUGGACUGCAGGAAGAGGCAAGACUCUCAGUCCAGGAGGACCAGGGAAGAGGGAGAAAGUGCUCAGAUUGCUCAACACAUGUCACCACAGGCGCAGGCGCGACCACAGCAACUACCUGCUGAGCCUCUGCUAGCCUCUGCACUUGUCCAGAGCUAUGACUCACAUUAGGAAGUCCAAGCCAACCCAAAAAGGCAAAAUGAAGCCUUAGCAACUCGCAGCACCCCAGAGUGCUAGCGAUGUGACUUGUCCCCUUUGUCAGGACCAUACAGAGCCCGCGCAGAGGCCUUUCAGAGGGCCUCACUCUGGGUCCAGCUCCACGAGGCACAAUGAACAGUAACUUCUGCCGAGCUCUGGUGGACCGUGGGCCCCCGGGGGGCAUGCAGCUGGGUGUCGUGGCCCCUGCUGGACAGACGCCGCUGGCAGUCACCGAGCCCCUGAACAACGUACCCUUUCUCUUGUACCCCGGCCACUCAGAGCCGCCUUACUACGACACCUACACUGGGGUGUUCCCCUACGUGCCCUUUCCUGGAGCCUUCGGGGUUUAUGACUACCCGUUCGAGCCCGCCUUCAUCCAGAAGCGCAACGAGCGCGAACGGCAGCGCGUCAAGUGCGUGAACGAGGGCUACGCGCGCCUCCGCGGCCACCUCCCCGGCGCCCUGACUGAAAAGCGGCUCAGCAAGGUGGAGACACUGCGCGCCGCCAUCCGCUACAUCAAGUACCUGCAGGAGCUGCUGAGCGCCGCCCCCGACGGCGUGCCACCUCCGGCCACCUCCCCGCCGCCCGCCCACGCGGGCCACAGCAACGUGCCGCAGCCUUCUUCCCUGGUGGCCGAGUCCAGUGGAUCCUCCUUUUCCUCGUCGCCUUUUUUGGAGUCGGAGGAACCCAGCCUUUGAUCUGGCCAGAGGCCUGGACUUGCCCCUCUAGGGAACAGCUUUGGGGGCUUCUGGGUCAUCUGUGCCGGACAGAACAGUGGUGUUCGAGGUCUGUGAUCCCACCUCCACCCACUUGAGCCAGAUGUGAGGGUCUGGGGUAGGGAUGUCGAGAUAGGGAUCCCAGAAGCUGAUGUCUGCGGUGAGGAGCAGAGCCCUGGACAGCUCCUGGGCCAGCCUCAGCGAAGCUCUGCUGUCCACCACACCAAGUCCCCUGGAAGUCAGCCACACUUUCUGUUAUGCCUGAACCUUCCACAAGAUGGCCUCAAAUACUAGCGAGGAGCUUGAUGGCCUCUAAAGAGCAGAAAUUCUGAGGGAGGGACAAGGGAAGUGAAGACAGGCAGCUGCUUGCAUUUAGCACCCUGGAGCUGACAGACUUAGGAGAAGUGUGUGUGUGUGUGUGUGUGUGUGUGUGUGUGUGUGUGUGNGUGUGUGUGUGUGUGUGUGUGUGUGUGUGUGUGUGUGAGAGAGAGAGAGAGAGAGAGAGAGAGAGAGAGAGAGAGAGAGAGAGAGAGAGGUCGCUGAUGCCCAUUGGCUUCCUUGACAGGGAGUGAUCACCUCCCCUCUCCCACCCUUCAGUCUCUUCUGGACUUAACGCCUCCCCCACCCCAAGACUUGUAAGCUUCUAGGGUCCAUUGACAUUGUGUUUACAUCAAGGGCUAAAUAAAA
Mus caroli (Ryukyu mouse) is the source of this 1942-nucleotide messenger RNA. NCBI's taxonomy places the organism in Eukaryota, Metazoa, Chordata, Mammalia, Rodentia, Muridae. The record is from RefSeq and is a predicted model, not a curated record.